CUACCUAAGGUAGUCAUUUAGAAAUAUGAAUUGUAGUGCAUAAGCCAACCAAUUUUAAUCCAUUUUUAGUUACUCACUACAUAUAUUUCAAUGAGAUAUGUAUUCUCAACUACGGUAAACAUCGUCUAGUUAGCUUAUUAACCAUAAUUACGGUUCUCAUCCAAUCACAUCAUAUGAAGUAAAGGUCAAAUAAUUCAUUCAACACUCAUACUUUCACCGCUUCGGUGUUCUUUGGUUAGGCCACUUCACCUAUCCGCUGGAAUGCCACCUGAGCGCUCAACAAAUAUGGUCGCGGUAGUAUAAAUGGUAUAAAUGGAGCAACAGGCAGCUGUGGAAAUCUUGAUCCAUAUCGGCGCUCCAAGCAGAGCAGCCGAUGAUGUUUGGUAUCGAUCUCUCGCCUCUUCCUAUAUAAAUUUCCAGCCGGCCGCCAGUAUCGAUUUCCUCAACCAAGGAUGCUCAACUGUGGAUAUAGACGAUGGGCAGGGGACCCAAGAAGCCCCUAUACCAGCCUUCACCACUGGCACACAAUCAAGUGAGCCAUUUGGUCCGUAUAGGUCACCACAAGCCUCAUUUAAUAGCGUCAUUGACAAUGCCGGGUCACCACGCGUCUUUGCGCGACGGAUAUUGGAGGAUGACCCUCCGAGUACCAAUGAUGAAACCACAAUGCCAAUAACACAGUCGCCAUGGCAGACACCGUCCAGCGAAGUGCAAGAUUCAUACGUAGGAAACCCUAUCCACAUCUCUACCUUCACCUCUCCUACGAGAAUCUUAGAGCAUUACCUGCAACGGUUUGAUUCUCCAUCAUCAUCUCAAAAAACCACAUCUCAACGAAGCGGCAUCGACAUCCCCCCCAGUAGCUCCCAGAGGUCAAUUAUUCCUCGCUCUGAAGAUAAUCCAAUUCCCCUUUUAGCCCCUUAUACGCCAUCAGUAAUACCCUGCACACCUCCGUGCGAUCCUCGUUCUAGCUUAGGAGGAUUAGUUGAGACAAAACCUACAGAGGCAUACCACACAAGAUUUACCCAAGAUGAGGUAUCCAGUGACAAUAUUGUCGAGGAGACUAUCUUGAUACGAUCCUCAGACAUCUCAUCCACAACUAGAGCGGACUCGGAACCCCCACCAGCCAAGCGGCACCAGCCAGAUACUCUCGACAAAGACCCGCGGGCCCUCCUAAGAGCCGCAAGCGACAUUGGCCCAAGGGUAUCUUCCAGCCAGAAGUCGUUCUUAAGAGUAACCUUCCUAAGCGACCACGGGUACACAUACGACAGCCUGGAACUCCGCGCGCCAGAACCUCCUAUCUCAGUGACGCAGGUCGACCCGCAAAGCUUCAUCACGCCAGGCCUCGAAAGCCUAGCCCGGGAUCUAGAUAUUCCGAAGCGAUACAGGCCAAAAGAAAGCAAACGAGACCUGCGGCCUUCCGAACGCGGGUACUGGCUCGUAGAUUGUUCGGCUUGGGAUCCGCAGCUCAAACGCGAUGCUUGGGCGUACCUUGCAAACUACGUCGGGACUGGCGUUGCGGGAUGGGGCGUCUCGUGUAGGAGGGACAGGGAAUUUCAGUCUCUCCGGGUUUACUGCUGGGGCUUGGUAACGGCGCAUAUCUACUUGCUAUUAUAUCUAGCCAGUCAGCGGAAGAUUCUGUAUACUGGCAGCUCUUGGAUUGAUGGCGAGGGCAUCCCAGUUAUUGUCAUGCAAACGAGAGAAUAAUACUAAUAAGCGUAUCUUGUCUAUGAUAAAGGUUGGGAAUUAAGAAUUAAAGGUAUUACAAGCAUUUACGGGGUUUGGCGUAUGGAAUAGGAUAUCACUGGGAUAUAUU
Daldinia loculata is the source of this 1810-nucleotide messenger RNA. RefSeq lists its product as uncharacterized. The transcript has a single exon. The record is from RefSeq and is a predicted model, not a curated record. Lineage: Eukaryota; Fungi; Ascomycota; Sordariomycetes; Xylariales; Hypoxylaceae. Bases 313 to 1701 code for a protein of 462 amino acids.